CCUUCUUCAUCAAUCAAUUCUCCAUCUUCAUCAAUCAAUUUUUCAUCAUCAUUAAUCCAAAAAAAACAAAAAACAAAAAACAAAACUCAAACCCAAAAAUCUUGGAUUCCAUCGAACCCAAGUGUACUAAGUUUCUUUGAACCCUGGUCCUUGGAACCCAGUUGUUGGGUUCCAUCGAACCCAAGUGUGCUAGGUUCCUUGGAACCCAGUUGCUAGGUUCGAAGGAACCCAGGCACACUGGAUUCCAUCAAACACGCGAACCCAGUGAACUAACAGGCCUCGUCAUCAAAAUUUGAACGGAAAGACUAAAUCGGAAUAAAAAUGGUGAACAGUAGAGACCAAAUCAUGGGACCUUCCUCAAUCGAAGAACUCUCCCUGCUGAUUCGUGAGCAACAACAUUACCACACUGCAUCGGAGAUGCUGAAACCCGCCGGGAUAGAAAGCGGGCCAUCAUAGCCUUACAACCUAUUACAAUGUGCACAUUAUUGGAGAUAAUUAUGGUUUUAGAUUGCAGAUAAUUAUGGAUUUAGUAUAUCUGGUAUUUAUUUAAAUUAUCUGGUAUAUUUGAAAUAUAUUGGCAUAUCUGUACCAACUGAUUUAGCUCAGUUGAUUUAGCCACCUUUUACUCUGAUUCCUUGUAUAUAUGAUGUACUGAUCUUUUCAAAGAAAUAUACAGAAAUAGUAUUC
Rubroshorea leprosula is the source of this 687-nucleotide messenger RNA. NCBI's taxonomy places the organism in Eukaryota, Viridiplantae, Streptophyta, Magnoliopsida, Malvales, Dipterocarpaceae. The record is from the annotation of a GenBank genome assembly.